ACGAGUUGGGUCCGUAGCCAGAAAGUUUCAAUAUCGUCACAGAUUUCCAACGAACGCGCAUACAAUUUCUUUUCGUUUAUCGAAAAAGGAAACGCGAUAAGAAGGAUGACGCGUAAAUUGAGCAAGUUCUUAAUACUCUUCGACAAUACCAAUUUGCUUUAUUUCCCUGGUCAUUUUUUGUCCGGCCGUGUGCUUAUCGAGCUUGACGAUGAGGCAUACGUCUCCGGACUGCAUUUUCACGUUGUUGGCGAAGGGGUCGUUCGUGUUCGUAGUCAACGUGCUGAAAGGGUCUACGAUAAAGAAAACUAUAUAGAUUUUCGAAUGAGACUUCUGGGCGAACCAGGCGAAGGACCGUCGCUUCUAUCACCAGGGAUUCACAGUUUUCCUUUUAAAUUGGGCUUACCCUUGGGCUUACCAUCAACCUUCUUGGGUAAACAUGGCUGGGUUCAAUAUUAUUGCAAAGCUGCACUACGAGAACCAGGUGGAUUGACUCAUAAAAAUCAACAGGUUUUCAUCGUUAUGAAUCCAAUCGAUUUGAAUCUCGAGCCACCGAUUUUAGCGCAACCUGCCAGGCAAGAGAUCGAACAACGCGUAGGCGUCUCCUGUGUCUCGAGUGGUCCAGUUUUAUGUCGAGUAAGUUUAGAUCGUGGCGGAUAUGUACCUGGUGAAACCAUCGGAAUCUCUGCUACCGUCAACAAUCGUAGCAAGGUUACGAUGAAAUCGACGAAAGCAUCCCUAACCGAAACGAUUCAGUAUCUAUGUCGUGGCAAGGUACUUGCGAGUGAAACUCGAGAACUAGCUAGCGUUUCAAGGGGAAAAAUCCGACCAGGCGAAGGCGAGGAAUGGUUGAACGAACAAAUGUAUGUUCCACCUUUACCACCUACUAAUUUGAGAGGGUGUCACUUGAUCAACGUACUGUAUCAUGUUUAUUUCGUUAUAAGCCCGAAGAGCUUGAACAAGGAGAUAAAACUACAGAUACCGAUCGUAUUAGCCACGUAUCCGCUCAGGCAGGAAGGAGCUCCAGCUGGUACUGCACCUUCUAAACGAGGAGCUCAUUAUCCUUCAACGCUGCCAAUUUUUAGACCAUGGCUCGACGACAAAGCUUUUGAGAUACAGGAAUGAAUGUAUUAAAUGUACGUUAAUGUUAUUCAUUCCUUUGCCUUUAUCCAAUUUGAAAUCAGGAUGCAAAGCGAAGGUUAUCAAAAUGUGUGCAAUAACCAAAAUACGAUGAUUCUGGUUUCUAGACGUUUGAGAUAUCGAAGAAGGUGAAAUACGCUUAUAACAAUGCUUCGUAAUUUUAUUUUUGAAAGAUCUGAAUUAUCAAAUUAAUAUUUUUUUGAUCCAAACAUUGGAUUCAUUUUAAUGGAAUACUCGAGAUCUUGAUGAAAUAGUUAACUAA
Vespula vulgaris is the source of this 1399-nucleotide messenger RNA. RefSeq names its product arrestin domain-containing protein 4 (gene Vdup1). Gene Ontology annotation, biological process: protein transport. Bases 106 to 1122 code for a protein of 338 amino acids. NCBI's taxonomy places the organism in Eukaryota, Metazoa, Arthropoda, Insecta, Hymenoptera, Vespidae. Gene Ontology annotation, cellular component: cytoplasm. The transcript has 7 exons. The record is from RefSeq and is a predicted model, not a curated record.